UCAGGUUUUCCCCUGUUUUGUCAUUUUUCCUCAGUAAAAUAAUUUCCCAUAACUGUGGCAGUUGUUGGACAACAAAAUAAAUUGACGUCAUCUCCCGUGGCCUCGCAUAGGGUCGUUCAAAACGGUUGGCGGCGCUGUGAAGUAAUGACUCCCUUCAAGUUUGUCGUUAAGUGUGGGAACUUUGCUGUGCUGGUGGAUCUCCAUGUUUUGCCCCUGGGAAGCCCAGAGUCCACCAGUUGGUUUUCCACAGACCAAGUUAAGGAGAUUGCAUCUCUAGUUCGAGAUCCUGUGGACCAGAGGGUUAAGCAGUAUGCAGAAUUUCUGCAUAACAGAUGAAGGCCUAAACAGAAGAAGGAGUUGCCGCCUGCUUCAGCAUUUUAUGUGAAAGGGGAAAACUUCAACCUUGUGGCCAAUUUCCUGAGGCAGCACUCCAAGCUCAGAUGUGUCGUUGAGCAGGAUUUGCGUUUGUUUCCUGAGCGAUAUGUCGUGUGUGUGAGCUGCCCAGAAGAUGCCUUGGUCCACCAUGGAAACCUGAGCCUGGCCGUGACUGAGCUGAGUGAGCAAACCAGAUCAGAAUAUUUUUCCAGUGUGGGAGAAAUCCGAGAGCUUUUACACAGCCCGAGAAAAACAAAGACGUCUGUGCUUCAAAAGAUAGCCAAACAAGCCUGUGUCCAACAAGAGAUCUGUGGUUCCAUGACUGAGAUGCAGCAGAUGGACCAGAGAGGCUUUGCAAAAGAACAGGGGUUGGAACAUGAAUCUGGGCAUUCAGAAUCAAGACCAGAGGCCGUGCCCAAGUCUGACCUGAACGCACCCCUGGAGAGAAACCACAAGGUUCCUUGCAGCGAUGCCUUAAUUGAACUUGAGGUUCAGAUAUGCUCUUCUGAAAAGCAGAAACAUGAGGCAGACCAUGAAAUAACACAGAAGACCAGCAAGAGGUACGAGCCCAGUGAUGCUGGGGAAGAUCCUGGCUUACAGCUGGCCAAGAAAACGUGCCUUGGAAGCCCUUCAGCCCCAGUGCAAAUCCACUCUACCUCACAAACAUCCAACCAUAACCUCCCUCCUCUGCUGCCACUUCCUCCAGUCAGAGUGAUGGCAAAGUCCAAGGCUUUCCCUGUCUCCGAGUGCAAGAAAACCACACUGGAAAUAGAGCUGCUUACUCCAGGGAAACAGGCCCAGAGGCUCCUCCUCACAAGCAAUAACACAGCAAAGACAAACCAAAACAGGCCGGCCGCAAGUCUGAGGGGCCUAUCUGUCAAGCCCGCAUCCUCGGGCUCCUCUAUUGGUUCCAGAUCCACGCUCGGAGAGGAGGGGAGUGAAAACGUGCCCAGAACCUCGAGAUUACGACGAACGAAGAGGUCCUGAGAGGGAGAGGAGAGCUGAAGUAAAGAUCCCUGACGCCACGGAGAUAGAGAUUUUAUUCUGUCAGGCUGCAUGUUUGCAGCUCAUGUGGUCUCUUCAGACAACUUUACUUGUUCUCUUUAACAUGUUGUUCUUGUAAGUCGCCUCAAAUGCUAACCGCUCUUUGUCAAUUUAUACUAAAGCAUUUGAGUUUUCCCUUGACAAAAACUUAAAACAGGCCUGUGCCUCUCCCGUUUAGUAGCAGUCAGCCAGAGUGUUCUCCAAAUGAAAGUCAAAAAACCCUUAUUGGAGAAUAGGUUUGGUUUUGCGUUAAAGAUCAGGGGUUUGAGACAGGCAGGAGCCACGCAGUACGUCAUGGCUUUCAGUCUGAAAUGCUGGCUCCUACGCGUCUGAAAAGUGUCCAGUAUCCCCGCUGAAGCUCUGAUGUGAUUGAUGGCAGUUUCCAGACUUAUUUCAUCACCCCAUUCUUAUUUUUGUUUUUUUAAACCUCAGUCAUAUGCAUUUUAUCUACUACAUAGUUCCUGAGCCUCUGAAGACAGUGCAUUGCUUAAAGUUUUCACACCCCGUAAGCCGUUUCCCAUUUUGUCACGUUGCAACCACAAACUUUAAUGCAUUGUGUUGAGAUUUUAUGUGACAGAUAAAUGCAAAAUAGGGCAUAAUUGUGAAAUAGAAGGAAAGUGGUAGUUUUCAAUUUG
Girardinichthys multiradiatus is the source of this 2054-nucleotide messenger RNA. It is a transcript of the gene slx4ip, whose product is annotated as SLX4 interacting protein. Lineage: Eukaryota; Metazoa; Chordata; Actinopteri; Cyprinodontiformes; Goodeidae. The transcript has 8 exons. The record is from RefSeq and is a predicted model, not a curated record.